UUGGGCGCAUGGGAGAAGAAAGAAAGAAAAAAGUCAAAAGGUUGUAAAGUCGAAGCGCGUGGUUGCAGCAAAAUUUUUCCGAUUUUCUGCACCCAGGACCAGCCUGCGAAAACUGGAGCGCCCGAAGUGAACGGAACUCGACACGGGUUUCCUUUCAGCACGGUUUCGUUCUCUAGGUUUUUCCGAUUAUUUUCCGUUUUAUCCCGUCGGCGAAAACGUACCACGUCGGCGGUCGUGUUCGAGCUCGCGGUGUGAACGUGUACGUGUGUGUGUGUGCGUGCGUACGUGUGUGCCGCGUUUGGUAGUGGCUGGUUUCUUUGCCCAAGAAACGUACGUGUUAUCCUCCCGUUCCAUUUCCGUUCCAAUCACCGUGUUUUAAGGAGUUUCCGUUUUUCUUUUCCGUUCCGGAUUCGGUUUGUUGCGGUUAAGCUUUCACCCCCCUAACCCGCCCUGUUCUGCUGCAUACAGCAGCACCCAACUCAUUGGUCAAGUUACGUUGCACACGCACCACCGUUACGUGUGCGUGUGUGUAUGUGCAGUAAGUGCGUGUGUGCGUAGAGUGAAAUUCCGGUGCAAGGCAGGCAGAAGCGCAAAGUGCACUUUAAUCGGGGGGAGGAAAAAGAAACCAGACCAAUCCGUGCGGCCUCCCCGAAGAAAAUCGGUGUGCUCUGGUGCAGAUAGCUGACGGAGCAACGAGUCGUCGCGACACGGCAGUAGCAGCAAGCAAAGUGAAAAGUGAGUUUCGUCCGCGCCAGUGAGCUAGUGAGCUGAAAAUGGCACAGGAAAACGAUAGCAACGAGAUGAACACCAAGUUCAGCAAGCUCAACGUGAAUGCGGUCGAGUUUGUGCCGAGCUUUUGCACACCUUCAUCGACGGCAGUGCAGACGGCAGCGGCGGCGGCGGCACCGGCGGAAACACCUGCAACGGGAUCCCCAACGGCACCGGCUGCAGCGCCGCUUCCGGUCGCUCCAGCAUCGGCCACGUCGAGCGGGGGCAGCAGCAGUGGGGGCGGUGGUGGAGGCGGUGGCGGAGGUGCCACUACGCCGACGUCCACAGCUGCCACACCAACACCGCCAUCCUCGUCGGCGCCGACACCCAUGGAAAGGGACGAAGAUCCGGUGAAAACGCCUGAAAACAAUGAAAGUGAACCGCUCGACAGUUGGGAUGCCGAAGAGGAUUCGAUCUUAACGCCGGAAGAUGAGGAAAUGGAAUUGGAUGAUGGUGAGGUGGACGGAGAUACGGCACCGAAAGUAUCGAAAAAGAAGCCCCCCAAGGUGGAGGAAAGUCGAAGCAAAAAGGAACACGUGAAUGUGGUCUUCAUUGGCCAUGUCGAUGCCGGUAAAUCGACGAUCGGCGGACAGAUCAUGUCACUCACCGGUAUGGUAGACAAACGGACACUCGAAAAGUACGAACGCGAGGCGCGUGAAAAGUCGCGAGAAAGCUGGUACUUAUCGUGGGCGCUCGACACGAAUCAGGAAGAACGUGACAAGGGAAAAACGGUGGAAGUUGGUCGUGCCUAUUUUGAGACUGAGAAGAAACAUUUCACCAUCCUCGACGCACCCGGGCACAAGAGCUUCGUGCCAAACAUGAUCGGUGGUGCUGCCCAGGCAGAUCUGGCGGUGCUGGUAAUUUCCGCGCGAAAGGGUGAAUUCGAAACUGGCUUCGAUCGGGGUGGACAAACGCGAGAGCACGCCAUGCUGGCGAAGACGGCCGGUGUGAAGCAUUUGGUCGUGCUGGUUAACAAGAUGGACGACCCGACGGUUAACUGGGACCUUGAGCGUUACAACGAAUGCAAAGACAAAAUAUUACCAUACCUCAAGAAACUAGGAUUUAAUCCGGUGAAGGAUCUUACGUUCAUGCCGGUGUCCGGUAUUACCGGGCAGGGUUUGCGGGAACCAAUCGAUGACUCCACAUGCCCCUGGUACCAGGGUCCGGCCUUUAUUCCGUUCAUCGACGAACUACCGUCGCUCAAUCGCAAAACGGACGGUCCAUUCAUCAUGCCGAUCGUCGACAAAUACAAGGACAUGGGUACGGUGCUGAUGGGCAAGGUGGAAUCCGGUGUGGCAAAGAAAGGCACGAAUCUGCUAGUGAUGCCCAAUAGAACACAAGUGUGCGUUGAUCAGCUGUGGUCCGACGACGAAGAAGUAACCUCAGUGGGGCCUGGUGAAAAUGUGAAAAUCAAAGUAAAGGGCAUAGAGGAGGAGGACGUCUCACCUGGAUUCGUCCUUUGUGACGCUUCCAAUCCGAUUAAGACGGGCAAGAUUUUCGACGCACAGGUGGUCAUCCUAGAACACAAGUCAAUCAUUUGUGCGGGAUAUUCGGCCGUAAUGCAUAUACACUGUGCCGCUGAGGAGAUUACUGUUAAGGCUCUUAUUUGUUUAGUUGAUAAGAAGACGGGAGAAAAAUCCAAGACAAGGCCGCGCUUUGUGAAGCAGGAUCAGGUCGCCAUUAUGAGGAUUGAAUGCUCCGGAUUGAUAUGCUUAGAGCAGUUUAAACUAUUCCCCCAGAUGGGCCGCUUCACGCUUCGAGAUGAAAAUAAAACUAUCGCUAUUGGAAAGGUCUUGAAGGUUGUGGAGUAAUGUGACCAAGCUCCUGUUCAACCAACACAUGAACCACGCUCGUUUCAUUGGCAGCGAAUAAACAGUGUCCUUUAAUCAUCCAGCAUACUGGCCAUUUAAAAACUCACACUUUAACAAACACAAACACUCACACCAACACGUACAGUCAUCAGCCAAUGCACUGCGGAUACACACAAACACGUCCUUCCCAAACAAUGCCACAAUUCGCGUCGUUGCGAUACGCACCGUUAAAGAUAUUGAAGCAAAACCCGUUUAUUCCAGCCGUGCUUAUCCCGAUACCGUUUCGCGGACAUCAUGUCCAACUUUUAUUGUUAUCUGUCGCUUUCCUCUCUUCUUGGCUGUAUGUGUGCUCAGCUCCUACUUCUCGAUAGUGUAACGUUCUUAAAUCUCUACCCUUUCACCGUCUCGCGCGGGUCGGUACAAACGGACGCAAACCCGACGAUAGAGACGAGCGGACGGUGGUGUGGAGUCUGUGGUGGAAUUGAAUCAAGCCAGACUGUACCGUAUCUCUCUGCCGCGGGAGAAGGGAUCGCAAUGAGCUGCUACUAAACCCGUAUUAUAGCUAUAUUUGCAGCGCAAAAAUAAAUUAAAACCAAAACGAACCAAAAGGCAAACGCGACACACUCACAGCACAGGAAAGGUAAACAAGCCAGCAAAUUAGUCUCUGUCCAGCAAGGUUAGAAGAUGACGCGAAACCCUUAUGAGCAUCCAUCGUACGCAUGGUGCCGACUGUGUACAGGCAUUUUUUACACCCAUCUCCCCCUCCAUCAGCUUCCUUCCGAUAGGGCGGACAGUUCCCUGGCUGAAACACCAGAUUGAUGGUACAAGGGUAGGACGUCGCGUGAGAUAGCGAAACAAGUUUAACAAACCGUGUCCUGCAAGUUAAGCGAGAUAUAAACUGAAAUCAACCAAAACAAGGUAUGCGCAUCAAAUGCUGUUAUCAGCGAUAAACGGAAACAAAACUCAGUAGAAAGUAACUAAUGGAACACCACAAUGCAAACGAAAACGAACAUAAACAGAGAAGCAAAACAUAUAUAGGUAACAUAAGAGAAAAAAAACAGAAGCAAACUAAUCGCUCCAAACGCGACGUCGACUGAAUAGUAUGCACCGAAUGAGCUCCAUCGGGAGCACAUUUAAAACCCGGUUGGAAAGGAAAUGCAGGCAGCAGCUGAAAUACGACGCAUCAGGAACAAUAAUAUUAAACAUGAUAAUGUAACACUGUUUUGGAGUGUAUUCGUGCGUGUGCAUUUUUGGAUAAAUAAAUCCAACCCACACAAAACGCGAAAGCCAGACCGAGUAGAAAAGCUACUCGAGCUAGAAUCCCGAAUCGGUAGCAGGAGAGCAGGGCAGUGUAUCGUGCGUGCGCUUGGAAAGAUGGCAGCAAGAAACAGAAACGUAACGCAGUAGCUAAACCAGACCAGAAGUGUAGAGUGAUAAGUGGAAGGGACAUUAUUGGUCGGUGUCGGAGAGAAGCUCCCUUUACCAGCCGCGUAAGCAAAGAACUUUUAAAGUCGCCGCCUGUUAAUGAAGUCUUUGAUUGUUUUUUUUCUCCUUUCUUUUUAAUUUUCUCCAUUGUGUUAUUGUAUCGACACGCGAAGCAAAGCAACGCAUGCAAAUCAGAGCAUCAGAGAUAUAAGCAAAAGCAACGUUGGGUUACAAUUAUAAGAUGGCUAGUGGACGGUAGAGCUAUAUAGCCAAAAACGAACGGAAGUACAGAAAACAAACGCACUAACCACAGGUCGGAAGGGACAUGUCCGAUCGACUACUGUUUACAUUGAAUUAUUGAAAACUGCUGGAUAUUUUUUUUUAUAAAGCAAUGCAUGGUUUCUAUAUGUAUCCGUUUUUCUUUCACAUGAUGAUGCAUGUUUAUGUAAGUGUUUUUUUUUUUUGUUCUUUUGCUAUUAAUUUGUUUUCUUUCCCGUGCUAAAGAACGCAUUAUUUCCGAAUGAACCAUCAAAAUAAAAAUUGUGUGUUGUUAAUAGGAUGUUAAAUGAGGCAGGAAACAGAGAAAUCGAUUUUGUUUUGAAACAUAUUUGAACGGUCUUUCAGUUUGGCAGAUAUUUUUUUUGGUGCAUUAAAAAUUGCGCAACGAAAAUGGGAACUAAAGUCCAAGAAGCAGUUCGUACGUAAGGGAGUGAAAGAAGGGAUGUGUUAAUGAGAAAACCGAAUGAAUGAAACAAAAAGAAAGAGACGUAAACAAAUACAAACAAAGAAAAAAACAAAACGCCCGGCAUAACUCAGCUAUUCUCUACAUCUAAUCAAAAUACGGUAAACAAAUUUCCUAAGCAAAACCAUGCAUAUUGAAUAUGUUGUCAUUGCGGUCUGUUUUGAUAUGUUCACCUUUUUUUUAACCUCUUGUUUGUUUUGAUAAUUUGACGAAAAUGAAACUAGAACCACACGCAUAGUGAGCGAAAGUAAUGAAACAGAAAACGUGAAAACACUGAAGGAAGAAAAUAAAGAGGUCUCUUUUUGAAAAUGGAAUGAAAA
This is a messenger RNA of Anopheles funestus (African malaria mosquito), 5066 nucleotides long. It is a transcript of the gene eRF3, whose product is annotated as eukaryotic peptide chain release factor GTP-binding subunit ERF3A. Gene Ontology annotation, biological process: nuclear-transcribed mRNA catabolic process, deadenylation-dependent decay; translational termination; translation. Gene Ontology annotation, molecular function: GTP binding; GTPase activity; translation release factor activity. The record is from RefSeq and is a predicted model, not a curated record. Gene Ontology annotation, cellular component: translation release factor complex. The coding region runs from base 774 to 2579 and encodes 601 amino acids. Lineage: Eukaryota; Metazoa; Arthropoda; Insecta; Diptera; Culicidae. The transcript has 9 exons.